UGGGAUCACAGUUCUCGGUGACGAUUGCAGAAGGGUAUGCACUCUCAGUAGAAGGCGAGAUGAGCCCUAGGGUAAAAGCGAAGAACUGGCAGAGAGGAUAUCAGACAUUGAUGCGGACCAGGUACGUCGACGACAUCACUCUAGUGGUACGCGAGAGGGAGGAGAGGAGAAAUGCAGGAGGCGAAAGAAGGCAGCCUGUGGUAGAACAUGAACUAAAGGAACUAACAAGAGGUAGACUAACUAUAAAGGACACCACUGAAGAAGAACUAUACUUAGGUCUACACAUAAGAACAGUUGACAGCGGUAGGCACUUAAGUGUGAAGCCUAGAGAUACAGGAAAGAUAGCGAAGAUAUCUAGAAAAAGUUAUAUAACUGAACAACAGCGAAAAGGACUCGACUACGGGUUGUUUUGUAGAAAUAAGCUACUAACGGAUGAGUAUACUUGGGAGCGGGAGCAAGCCUGUGCUCACCUAGGUGUCACCCAUUAGAAAGAAGUUAUCUGCUUUUCUCUUCCUUUCCAGUUCACUCCCUACAUAUUUGAAAAACGUGCAAGAAAAAUAGUUAGUCUCCCGCGCCUCCCGCUCUCCCGUCUCGGAAACUGAUUACUAUCUAGAUUUGUUUCAAGUAACAUUUCCGGCCCUUGGUCAGUGAAUAAUUAUUAUUUCCCAGCUCUCAACUACUAGUGAUUCUCCAUCUUGUCCGUUGCCCUGUCAUGAUGCCUUAUAUGUUCCAUCUCAGUCUGCGUCUUAAAUAUAUAAUUAUUACUAGUGUCGUCUCCCCGUUCGUCAGCGUAAAAAAAUAUAUAUAAUUAGUCUUGAUCUUGUUGUUAGAUUUGUCUCUGUCAGAAUAAAUAAUCAGUAUUAAGAAGAACAACCGACGCGCAUACCCACGAAAAGCUACCAGCUACAGGUCGUAUCUAGCUAAUUACCAUUACCAACACGAAAGUUAUUACUCAUUUUCCACGGCAAGACGUUGCUUUUAUAUUUAUUUAUUUUACUAUUCAUCGCAUCUUCCAGAUUCAUUGCCAGUGAUUAUUACUACUACCUAGAUGUAAGAACUAGUUGUGUAACUGCACCUUCCAGCUUUUAGAUCAUAUAAGAACUAGAUAAGAAAGAUCGUCCCUACGGCUGCUCGCGCGGUCUGGCGAUCAAAUAGUCAAGUGAUGCGAGUAGGUAAAUAGGAAAAGACGUCUUGCAGGUCUCACACGCGACCGAAGACCCUCUAGACAAUAAGGCGCGGCCGCCCUAUGUAACGUGAUCUGCUUUUGAAAGAAAAAUUUUGGAUGUUCUGGCUUUGUGUUUAGCAGUUGAAGAUGAUCGCGCCGCCAUUAACGAAAAGAAAAGAAGACUGUAACUACCCUGUCCCCGCACUGCUGAGUAAGUUGAGAUCCUAGUCUUGUUGUCGUCCUGGUCGUGUCUCUGCUCGAAGAAUUGGCAUCUUGAUCGCUGUUGAAUAAAAUUGAAAAUAAAAAUAAAAUAAAAAUAAAAUAAAAAUAAAAUAAAAAUAGCAUAACAAAAAUAAAAAGAAUAAAAUGACUGCUGAUGGGUGUGCUGGGCCGGAUGUGAAUUGGUGGUGGCGUUGAUGAAAGGAUGGUUGAAAAAGGUCAGAAUUAUCUGCGGUUGUCUAGGUCGAAUCUUAUCGGAAAUCUUGUGCUGAAUGAUUAAGAAAAAUUGAAUGCUGCGAUGGACCUUCUCGCCCUGCUUUCUAAUAUUUAUAAUCCUCCUUGUCUCUUCUUCUUCUACCUUUUCGAGCUAGUAACAUGUAGGUUAGUCCAUCACUUUGCGUAGGCCAACCAAGCAUUUUGAUUAAAGGUAGAGUAGUGUGCUUUCAUCUUCCCAUGUUGUAGUUAGAAAGAAAAAUUAGAAAUAGUCCAUCAUCUUGCGCAGAUCAAUCAAGCAUUGCUUGGCAUUACUUGAGGAACGAAUGGGAACUAAAGCUCCGCGGAGAAAAUUCCUCGCGUAAUUGAGUUGAUAGCGAACUCCUAGCCAUCGACUCCAAAAACCGUUGUCCCCUCACCCUUAUCAUCAUCCACACCAAAACGUAGACGUUGGUAAGUUUAAAGGUUACAUCCGCACGAGGAAGCAGUAAGCCGAGCGCUGGAAGCACUGGCAUAAGCACAUAAUU
Messenger RNA from Amoebophrya sp. A25, 2124 nucleotides. Lineage: Eukaryota; Dinophyceae; Syndiniales; Amoebophryaceae. The record is from the annotation of a GenBank genome assembly.